GGAGGCGGGCUGGGGUUCCUCGGGGUUGGUCUCGGCGCGCAGCAGGGUGCCUUAGCUGCGCUAAAGUGCGGAGGGGGACGGAGAUGGUGAGCGGGCAGCCCUUGCCCGGCCCUGAGUGCCUUCAGACCCCGCACGACGCUGUGCGUCCCGCAGAGUCACAGAGCUCUUUCAGUCGUGGUUGUUGAAGGUCCAGAAUGUCUGGAGCGGAGGAAGCUGCAGAUAAAAAUAUAUUAAAAUCGCUUUAAUUGGAUUUUUUUUUAAUCCAGUGUAACAGAAAAGAGGCGUUUCAGUGGUGAUACCACAACAGAAGAGCAGUAGCAUGCAAAUCUUAUUUUUACCAUUCAAAAGAGGCAGGAACUUACAGUUGUUUUCUUCCAGCUCUGGCCUUGACCCGAGGGAGGUAGUUGAGGUCCUGGAGCAAUUCCUGCAGAAGGGCCGGGUGUCAGCGUUACUGUGGGAGGUCUGUCAGCAGCAGGCACAGGCAGGCUGUCCGGAGCUGCAGGACUCCCUGGUCAACAAGAUCGUGUGUUUGCCAGAGCAUGUGAGCAAUAAACUCCAGGGGAAAAACCCGCCAGUGUUCUUCCCACAGAACUACUUCCCUCUCCUGGGUGAUGCAGUUCUCCAGGUGCUAGAGAAGAUCUCCGACUCUUUGCGGGGUGGCUUGGACUGUUCCAUCUCUUUUCUUUCUCAUGUCCUGGGGAAGGUGUGCAUUCAUGGAAGGCAAAAGGAAAUUCUGGGAGUUUUGGUGCCCCGCCUGACAGACCUCACCAAGUCAGACUGCAUCUGGCAGAGGAUGUGCUGCUGGUUGGUGGAAUGUGUGCCAGACCGCUGGAUGGAAGCAGUGGUCCUUGGUUUUGUGCAGAGAGUACCUGGGGCAGAUGUCUUGUCCAGAUUGCUGGGGAGCCUGGUUGUGAAGAACAAGAAGGCUCAGUUUGUGGUGACACAGAAGAUGCUGCUCUUGCAGUAUGGCCAUACGACGACAGUGCUGCAGAACCUCCUUGGCUACCUGUCCCUGGACAGCCUCCGGCGCACCUUAUUGCUCAGAGUGCUGCAGGAGCUAUUGGAGACCUGGAGCAGCAGCAGUGCUGUGAAACACUCCCCAGCUGAGCAGCAGCUGUACAUUAGCAAGGCCAUCCUCAUCUGCCUCUCCCACCUGAAGGAGCAUGAAAUUGAGAGCUGCAGACAAGAGCUUCUGACAAGCAUGAUGGAGGGUGUGAAAUGCCAUUUAGACAGCAGUCUGACACAGCUACGGCGUCUGGGCAUGGUGGUGGCAGAGGCCAUCAGCUUGAAAAUAAACACUGAGGGGCCUGUCCUGAAGUUUGAGUAUGAAGAAGAUGAUGAAACAAGAGAAUUGAAGUCACUUCUGGUGCAGACUCCAUUCUGUGUUGUCCCCAGCCUUCCGGGUGAUGACAGGACUGAGAAAGCAGGUGUUGCACUGCCACUGGUACCAGAGAGCAACGAGAAAUUCCAUACAGCAGCCCCUGUGAUGCCAGAUGAGGAGUUGGAUGCUGAGCUUGACAGUGAUGAUGACCUCAUCCCUUAUGACAUGUCUGAGGAUAAAGAGCUAAAAAUUAAGGCUCCUGUGUAUAUCCGAGACUGUAUUGAGGUUCUUACUGGGUCAAGAUCUGAAGAUGUAGACAAAUGGGAAGCUACAGUCAAGGCCCUUGAGACCUUGGUACGGAAGAAUCCAGCAGCAACAAGAGAGGUCAGUGUGGAGCUGGCAAAAAUACUAUUGCAUCUGGAGGAGAAGACCUGCAUUGAAGGCUUUGUGGAGCUCCGUCAAAGAGCGCAAGUUGCUAUUUUAACCACAGACCCAAUACCUGUUGCUAAGUACUUGACCUCUCAGUUCUACUCUCUGAACUACAGUCUCCGUCAGCGCAUGGACAUUCUUGAUGUAUUGGUUUUGGCAGCUCAGGAACUGUCCUGUCCCAAAUUCCAUGGGAAGACAAAGCAUUCUGGUGCUCAAAAGCCUUGUAUCCAGCUCCUUCCAGGAAGUGACAGUUCUAAGGGCUGGAGAAGAAUUGUUGAUGAGAGGAUCAAAAGCAAGACUCGGAGAUUCGAUAUGGGUCAGUCUCGUGUGGAACUGGCUUCCUGCCCAAACGAGUUCAAUUCUGUUGCUGGGUAUUUCUUUUUCCCAUUGAUUCAACACUUUGACAGGCCUUUAACAACAUUUGAUCUUCUGGGGGAGGAUCACUUAGUCCUUGGAAGACUGGUCCAUACUUUAGCAAUCCUGAUGUACUUGGCUGUCAACACAGUGGCAGUAACAGCAAUGGGAAAGGCACUGCUGGAGUUUGUUUGGACGCUGCGUUUCCACACGGACUCGUACGUGCGCCAGGGCCUUUUGUCCUGUAUUUCCUCCCUUCUCCUCAGCGUCCCUAUGGAGCGGAUUCUGGCAGACAUGACAGAGGAGCUGUUGGAGACUCGGUCCUGGCUGGGAGAUGUGAUGGAGAAAGACCCUGAUGGGGACUGCAGAAGGCUGGCCCUACAGAACUUGCUGUUAAUGGAGAACUUGAAAAAGAAACUUGAAGCUGUUCCUUCCUAGCUGAAGGGUAACAGAAAUGACCUUUACCUUGUGCUCUUGCCAGCUGGAUGUAUUUGGGCACUGCUGGGGCCUCUUCAGCAGUCAUCUGGCUGGAGGAGAGGAAGAAGGGGGAGGGUGCUGAGCUGUAAACCAGUGAGCCUGACUUGACAUCUGGACUUUGUAGUAGAGGCCAAUUGAGUGACUCUGGUAUCCGGUACAGCGUGUACAGAUGCAGGAAAGCAGGCAAGUGCUGCCAUCCUCACUCGCCCCCAGCCCCCACCCCAGCUAUUUAUAACCUUGGCAGGUUGGAGCACUUGGCUAAAAAUACAGGGAAGAUCUCACAGAGCCUUCUUGUCAGAAAAACAGGAGGGCUGGGAAGGGCCACUUGCCACUAUGACCUGCCCCUUGUGAAGGCUCCCAUGUCCCCAAGCAGCUGGAGUUUGGGGGAGCAGCUGUUUGUCUGCUGCUGGAAGGGGUGCCAUGGUGGAAGGAGUGGCGCUGCUGAUGGAAUGCAAGCACUGGAUACCUACACUGAAGUGCUGAAAGUAUGCCAGAUUUUAAAGGCCUGAGCUAGAGCUGGGCUGUGGUUAGGCAGGAAUAGGCCAGGGAAUUCUUUAUGUAUAAUCUUAGUACAGAAGUAAGUUUCUGCUAAAGAAUGAAUAAUGUUCAGGUUUUGACCUUAAAAUCUC
This is a messenger RNA of Catharus ustulatus (Swainson's thrush), 3210 nucleotides long. It is a transcript of the gene TELO2, whose product is annotated as telomere maintenance 2. The coding region runs from base 320 to 2542 and encodes 740 amino acids. The transcript has 19 exons. Gene Ontology annotation, cellular component: cytosol. NCBI's taxonomy places the organism in Eukaryota, Metazoa, Chordata, Aves, Passeriformes, Turdidae. Gene Ontology annotation, biological process: telomere maintenance via telomerase; protein stabilization. Gene Ontology annotation, molecular function: Hsp90 protein binding; telomeric repeat DNA binding. The record is from RefSeq and is a predicted model, not a curated record.